Aspergillus aculeatus ATCC 16872 is the source of this 4135-nucleotide messenger RNA. RefSeq lists its product as uncharacterized. Lineage: Eukaryota; Fungi; Ascomycota; Eurotiomycetes; Eurotiales; Aspergillaceae. Bases 294 to 3941 code for a protein of 1215 amino acids. Gene Ontology annotation, molecular function: protein-folding chaperone binding; ATPase inhibitor activity. The record is from RefSeq and is a predicted model, not a curated record. Gene Ontology annotation, cellular component: cytoplasm. The transcript has a single exon.
CCCCCCCCCCACCCACUACCCUUCUCAAGACGACCGAUACAAGCGACGCGUGUUUCUCUCGACCUCCCUCAGAAACACACACUUUAUCCCAUUUACGGCCUGAUCAUGGUCGUUCUCUCGCGAAAUUGAAUCAUGGGGAACUGCAGCUCAGUCUAGUUGAUCGGUCUGACUGUUGGUUUCCUGCUUGUUUUAUCGGCGCAUUUUAUUUGAACGCUUCGGCGUAAUCGACUUUGCGAUUUCUUCCCCGCUCUUUUACCUACUCUGCAGUUCCGUUUCGAGCCAUUGUUAUCAUCAUGCUCGGUCGACUAUUGAAUACUGCAGCGGCCACUCUCAAUCCGACGGCAUACUCCGCGAAGAACCCACAGCCACUGGAAUCGGUCACAGAGGAGGAACAUACAUCGGGCUUGCUUUAUCCUGACGUUAGCCUUCUUCGCCGAUCCAACUCGCACGCGUACCCCCUUCAUACCGCUUUCAAUUCCCCGAAUACCUCGACGGCCGGUGGAUAUGAUGAUCGUGGUGGCGGCGUCGAAUUGGACCACCUGAAGGAUUUCCGUGUGAUAAUCGCCCAGAACGCGCUGGGAGACCGGGAUGCCUGCGUGUUGCUGGAUACCCGGGCCACUCCGCAGGGACAAGGCUCACAUGGUCUGGGCUUGGAGCCACAGGUGUUUGAAAAUACUGGUACCCGCCAUGCCCGCACGCUCUCCACGUUGACUCGCGGCCCGCGGCGGGGUUAUCUGCCUCAGUCAUCGGUUGUGGAAUCAAGCCCGCUGUCUGCGGCCGCAGAGACACGGCGAUCCCCGCCCAUGUCUUCUGGCGCGUUCAUGAGGGCACGGGUUCGUAGCUCUACGCUGGCGCCAGGUGGGAACUUCACCGAAAGUGGCCAUUCCCGGGGCACGACGGAUGCGAAUGACUCCGGGUUGCUGAACUGCAUCUUCGGGAGCAGUGCCUUCAGCUACAAGGGUUCCUCCACCAAGAUGCAUAUCAUUUCCGCCGAUGAUGAACCGAGUCAAACCUCGCCAGCCUCUCCGGCAGCACGUAGCUCUCUAUCACGAGCAUAUACUACAGGAAGUUCCACGACGUUUGGCGGCUCCGAUCGGGGUAAUGAGUCUAAACCACCUGCCAAGGUUACUAUCCUGUUGACAAGGAUGUUCAGUGUGCAUCUGCCCGAAGGCGGAGAUGAUGACUCUCCUCCGGAUAGGCCUGACUUGUCAUCUUCAGUCUCCCACGACGCUCUCCCGAGCCCAGGGUUUCCCUUCCCGGACGUCUCGAAGCGCAAGAAGAUCAAGGAGAAGAAAACCCCCAUGUAUGCGGUCGCUAUCACAAUCCAGAUCCCGCUCUUAUCCCGAAAUGGUGGGCGGCCGGUCUCUCGGUUUGCGCAAGGUCCAGGCUCUCCCAAGCCAGGGCUCUCGUGCUCCUUGGACUCGGACUAUCGUUGGCGUGGAGGCUUCUUCGAGGACAGUCUGUCGCUUGCAUCUCCUCCUGCGAGUUUGGAUGAGCGUAUCGAUCUGUUGGUUGAUCAUUGGGAUAUCAUCAACCGGACGUUGUCCCAUUUGGAGAGGCUGUCUCGGAACGAGAUCCUCUUCUUACUCAAGAAAGUAGACGCCUCGGCAGGGCCGCAUCCGAAGCCGGCCAAGCCUCCGAAUAUGCAGAGGACCAAUCAGACUUUUGUUCAUCUGCCGGUCAAUGUUUUGUCCAUCAAUUCCAAACUUCGCGACGAAGCCAUCCGCAGCACUCGUCGCAUUAGCACGGCUCUGCAGAUGCCUUACGUUGUCACAGGCCAGAGCCGCUGGGGCGUCUGGCGUGAAGAAGGGCGGUCGAUAAUCCGUAGUCUCGGAGACAAAGACCACAGUUUCUUCUUCCUGGUCUUGGUCACUGCCUUUUUGGGGAACCAUACGGAGUGGCUCAAUGCCGUGGGCCCGGAGUGGUACCGUCGGCGGCACUAUCUGCAACAGAAGGCUCAGCAAGACGCUGAUCCGAUACUGGCUAAUCGCACCGUGAUCAUCUCGCCGGAUAAGAUGACUGCCAGAAGACUUAUUUUCUUACUGGCGGCGUUCUUGCCGCCCAAGCAGCGCUUCGAGCCCCUGCCGUCUCCGAUUCGUCCUGGCACUGCGGCGUCGACUCGUGCUGUCUCCCAGAGCCCGCCUAAUGUUCCUAUCUUACGACAGGAGGCGUUGCGGAGAGUGAUGGAACGACGGUCUCGUGCGCAGCGCCUCAACCUUAAUGAAAGAGAGCAGCACCAGCGUUCUGUGAGUGCUUCAUCCAAUGAGACGGCCCAUCGUUCAGCGGAAGAACCCGAGCCGAUGAUUCCGCCUGAUUUUGGUGCGAAGCGCAGGGGCUCAGAUGCUCGCUCGAUCCGAGCCUUAGGGGUUCCUAUCCAUACUAGAGACAUGCGUCCGCGGAAUACGAGUGCAGCCACCACUUCGACCACUACUCCGAGUAGUACCGUUCCCGUCCCGCACUUCGCCUCGCAGAGCCGGUCGGAGCGGAUGGGGUCGGAUCCAAGUGUGACCGAAGGACGUGACAGCCUGGCGUCAGAAACUCUUCUAAAGAAUCUGCGGCGGUCCGAAACCUCGGCAACCUGUGCCAAUGGCCAGAUUCCUCCCGCGAGUGGUCGCUGGGGUACAUUAUUCUCUGGCUUGUGGAGCUCUCGCCAGGAGUCAUCAGACGCUGGUGACGCCCCUGCGCCAUCUGAAGCGCGCAAGCGAUCGGUGUCUGCUUAUACGAACCCACCCAGACGGAACCCUCCGACACUUGCCCAGAUGGUCAAAGAAGCAGCGGAGGAACCCAUGGCGGCGGCACCCAAAGCUAAUACGAGCGGCAAUAUCUCUAUCCCUCCGGCGACAAACAGUCAUAUCUCAUUCGAGGAGGACGCACCGGAUUUGUCGUCGACCACGGACCAGACCAGGGAGUCAUCCUUGAGGAUGGCUGUUCGUGGAGAUGACGGCGUGGUGGAUGUGGACCUGCCGCUCCCAGGGUUCCUGUCGCUUUCGUCGUCUGGGGACUCCACGCUGGCUUCUCCCAAGAAGACCCGCACCUCGGUUACUAGUAUGGAUGCAAUGGCAUCUACACAGAGCAGUGUCUCCGGGUUCCACGGCAGUCUCAAGGACAAUGAUGGACCCAACACCAACGUCGCUGGCUGGCUGCGAACUUUCCAUGACGAUUUCCUCCUGCAGGCUGUGAGACCCUACGCUUCGCUGGAAGCCGAUAUCAAGCGCGCCAUGCAAGCCGAGCCUACACCAAGUCAAGCUCUGUGUCUCAACGCCGAUGGUUCCGAACGAUGGGUGGAUGUUGCGACCACCGUGAUUGCGGAUGUCCGGAAUUUCACAGUGAAGCGACUGCGACUGAGGCGUAAAUUGGUGGGACAUGGGUCGUCGCGCAAGGCGUAUACGUCGUCUUUCCCCUCGCAGCCCGGCACUCCGCGGUACGUGUCCAACGGGUCUGUCUCGGCCUCGCAGCUCACCAGCUUCUUCUCGCACGCCACUGGGUCGAGCAAGACAUCCAACAAUUCCUCCAUGGACGAUUUCUAUCCUACCGAGGUUGAAGAACGGUUCGUGGAAGAGCCCGUGAUGGAUCUGGAUGGCACUCUUGUCGAUGCUCUUGAAAGGGUGCUUGCACAGAGUGGACCGUCGUCCAUGGUGCAUUCGCGCGCGCCGUCGCCAUCCCGUGGUCGUCGCGGGGAGGAUAAGCAGGCAUCGGAUGCCCCAGCGCCCACGCGGGAAGAAAUCCGACCUGUCGAGGUGCCUCGGACUGAGUGUCGCAAGCUGGUUCUCGGGGCGCUGGAAGAGGUGGUGCGCAGUGUGACCGCGGAGCAUUGCCGCGAGGAUGUGGACGGGGAGCUCGGCCUAGCAGAUCGCGAGCGCAAGCGUACGUUGGCCGGGGCGGAUAAUACGCUGCGCGAGGGAGUUCGCAAGUGGCUUCUCGAUGUUGAGGAGGCGUGGUAGGGUUCAUUUUCUGAGUGGAUUCUCUGUUCUGAUGCUUUUGUGUUAACAUGAUACCCAUGUUGAGUAUUUUUCUGCACUCGACCCAGCGUUGAGCAUACAUACAUACCGUACAACAUCAUACAUACAUACAUACAUACAUACAUACAUAUAUGAUAUGACGGCCGUGAAUGAAAGAUGCUCGUGAAGUAUUGUGC